Molecule: messenger RNA, 5477 nt
Organism: Haplochromis burtoni (Burton's mouthbrooder)
Lineage: Eukaryota; Metazoa; Chordata; Actinopteri; Cichliformes; Cichlidae
Gene: nectin3a
Product: nectin cell adhesion molecule 3a
Exons: 6
Coding region: 151-1815 (554 amino acids)
Biological process (GO): heterophilic cell-cell adhesion; homophilic cell-cell adhesion
Cellular component (GO): apical junction complex; adherens junction
Source: RefSeq, a predicted model, not a curated record
GGUACAGCCCACGCGGUUCCGUAGCUAUGGAGAGAGGCUCCCCAGGAGCACGAGCCAGAGAGAGAGAGAGAGAGAGAGAGAGAGCAGGGACGAGUGAGGAGCGAGGAGAACGGAUCCGGGAGUGCCGAGGCGCACAGACACACAGGAAUCAUGGAGAAAAGAUUACCGCUCAGGAGGACUUUGCCAUCUAACGGACUGCGACUUUUAAUAUCCCUCCUCACUGUAUACGGACUUACCGCAGGUGUGAGCAGUAACCAGGUAGUUGUUCCUGAAAAAGUGAAUGCAGUGCUGGGAAAGAACAUCACACUGGGCUGCCGAAUAGAAGUGGGUCCCAGCCUCAGCUUCACGCAGAGCUCCUGGGAGCGUCGUCUUCCUUCAGGCACUAUUACCCUGGCGGUAUUUAAUCCCGAGUUUGGAACCUCAUAUUCUUCACAAUAUGAAAAACGUAUCUCAUUUGUUUCCCCUUCAAUACGAGAUGCCACCAUUACCCUUGAAGGAGUUGACUUUACGGAUAUCGGGUCCUACACCUGCAAAGUGGCUACAUUUCCUUUGGGCAAUACACAAGCAUCCACCCAUGUUAAUGUUUUAGUGGAGCCAAAAGUGUACGUGUCCGCAGGCCCCACAGCUCUGCUGGACGGUGGCAAUGAGUCACUGGUGGCCACCUGCAUUGCAGAGCGUGGUCUUCCUGAAGCCGAGGUUUUCUGGGAGACGGAGCUGUACGGGCGAUCUGAGAAGCAGAGUCAGAAUGAGGCAAACGGCAUCACCACCGUACAUGUGCACUACAUGUGGCAGCCACGGAGCUCCGCCCAGGGGAAGACACUCACCUGUGUGGUGAGACACCCAGCCCUGCAGACAGAGUUUCGUAUACCCUACAUGCUAAAUGUCCAGUUUGCACCAGCGGUAUCCAUCAUGGGAAUUAGCAAAAAUUGGUACGCUGGCCAAGCAAAUGUGAAAUUAAACUGUGAAGCCAAGGCCAACCCAGCUGCGCGUCAGUUCACAUGGACCAGGUUGGAUGGCUUGAUGCCUGAGGGUGUUGAGAUCUCAAACAAUAGCCUUGCUUUCACUCGGCCAUUGGAGCGCAAUGAUUCUGGAGUCUAUCACUGCGAAGUGACGAAUGACAUCGGUACCAGCAGUCAGGUUGUGAACAUCUGGGUACAAGAUCCUCCCCCCACUACCGCAGCCGCCAGCACCACUGCCUCUGUCCUCCACGACACCCCUGGAACCGGCACUGCUGUGGACCGGCGGAGAGCCCCGUUCACCUCCCCCACCUUGGCGUCCUUACACGACAGCAGCCUGGGUACUAUAGUUGGUGGGGCAGUGGGAGGAGUUCUCUUCCUGAUCCUCUUGCUGAUCCUUGGCGGGGCUUGCUAUAUGCACCAACGUCGAACCUUCAGAGGGGACUACUACACCAAACAGUAUUUGGGACCCUCCGACAUGCAGAAGGAAUCUCAGCUGGACGUGCUGCAGCCGCACGAGCUGCAAGAGGUCUACGGGGACAAAACGAGCAAAGGUAGCCAGGAUCUGAAACCCAAAUUGGGUGGGGAUAUCAUUUACCCCGACUACACACCUGAGCGCAAAGACAGGGACGACUGGGUCGACAGGGGAGAUGCCAACAGGGGUUUCAAGGAGGGAAACUACUACCCAGAUCACUACAACAGCCAAAACAUGCACCCCUGCGGGCCUCCUGUGCACAGCCCCAUAGUCAACAACGGCUCCCCCUAUCUCCCGGAGGACUGCUAUGACAAUGGUACAGACAGCGACUACGUGUCCCACAUGGACGGAUCUGUGAUUUCACGCAGGGAGUGGUAUGUUUGAAGAAACAAGCAAAUGGAGGGGGAGAAAUGGACAGCUGACUGAGAAUAAUUUGACAAAUGACAGAUUUAAAUAUCAUUAAAAGCUGUGUCAUUUCAGUUAAAGGAUAAAAGAACAUUUCUCAGCUCAGUCUCACAAUGAGCUCUUUGAACAAUACUGCUCUGCCUUGAUUUUAACCACUUAAACCUUAAGGACAUGGACAUGGAUUGCGUUUCACUUUUGUGGCAUUUCAAGGAGCUGCAAAUAUGCUGGAGCGCCUCGGUGAUAUUAUCUGUGUAGGUUUAAGAGGCUUCAGCGUACAGUGACGUUUCAUCUGAUGUGAAUGAGGUUUUUCGUUCUCGUGUUUGCUACCUGUCUUUGUCGCAGGUCACAUGUCAGGUGUUCAAAGCCUUGUCAGUGAAGUAUUUAUUGCCCUGACUGACUGAGCUCUGCUCCCAUUAAAUUCUGUGGCAUUAAAAAAAAAGAUCUCAUGAUUGCUUACAGCCUUUUCGUACAGGCGAGCUGUUUAUCAUGACCGCGAUCAGUAUUUCUAGCAAAUUAUAUUGCAUGGUUUUGUUUUGGGUUUUUUGUUUUCCAAAGUAUGUUUGUAAGUGAAAGGGAAAGUCGUGUUUAAAAGGGAGAAUUACACAGGCAUUGUACCAAAGGAAAGAAAGCUGACGUUACAUAGACGCUGCCCCCGUGCACAGCUAUUCUGUGGCUUUUGUCAUUUCACAGCAUCUCCUGGAACUUUGUUAUACUAUGGAAAACCUGAGCGCAGUCACACUUUGUGGAUAUAGUUUUACUUUCAGCUCCAAUUAUUUUAUUUUGUUAUUUAGUUGUUGUUUGUAAAAUGCCAGGCCUGGUUGAUUUGGAAACACCCAUGGAUUUGAUGUCACAGCAGCUAUGUACAAAGCAAAAGGGGCUAGUAAACCGCUCAACUCAACACCUGAUCUGAUAAAACUGCGAAUGAAAAAAAAAAAUCAGUCAUUGCUAUCUGCCAUGGUUUUUUGGACGACGAUUUCUUUAAAUGUGAGACAGCAGAAAAUGUUUGACACUUUAGGUUAGCAGCACAGUAAUAGCAGACUAAUUAAAAACUAUAAUCAGUGAAUGUAGCUACUUCGAAUGGCUAAUCCAGAAAAAGCGCAGACCCUAAGUAGAAUUAAAACAUUUGCUUUGAUAUUAACUUACUCAUUUUACUCAGUGGAGAAAUGUGUUAAUUCAGUCACAUUCAUGCAGUGAAAAGCACAACUCUGUUAUUACAGUUGUGAGCAAACAUCAAAAGAAGCCACCCGGGCCUUGGCCUUCCCCACUUAGCCAUGAUAACAGGCUGUGAUGCUGUCUUUUCCAUUUUCCCUCCUCACUAUCCUCGGAUUUCUGUCGGUAAGACCAACACCAAUAGGGUUUUUUUUUUUUUAAACUUCACUUCAAAGUAAUGUGUUAUAAAUACCAGAUGUGACUGUAACGGCUGUCAUCAUCUAACAUUACGCGGCUCCAUAAACCACCAACAGUUUCACUGCUCCCGCUCGACACUCUAGUGUCGUGAUUCAUUAUUGUAAAUAAGCAACAAAUGGAGAAGGAGUACUAAUAAACUGAUCCUUCAGUUUCAGAUUGGAUGUGUUUGUUUAAAGUGUGAUUGUUUGAGUAGCUUGGAAACGUCGCGAGCAGUUGACGUCACUACUGUACAGGCCCUAAUGCUGGGGUUUGGCUCCUCCGAGGAUACGCAGCGAUCAUGGAAACGGGAAACUUAAUCCAUGAAUGAAAAAAUCAGAACCAUGUAGGUUAAAGCUGUCUCUGCAAUGGCUCCCCGAGGGAAAUAUAUAUAUUUUCUUCUUUUUUCCUACAAACAACAAAAAACUUGGAACAAACCCCAGGAAUAUUAAGUUAAAGCUAAAAAGUCGACAUCAUCAGUGAUCUCAUCUGUUCCUGCUUGAUUUGACCUCAGCCAUUUGUUUCCUCAGGAAUGAUACAUGAAUCAAAGUGACCUAUGCUAAGUCUCGCAUGAAUGGGAAAACGUACCCUUUUGGAAACGCACCACUUUAGUCAGCUUGUGUGUUACAGCUAGAGAAAAGUCUAUGAAUAUGUAUUAAAGUCAGAUCAGGACAGGAGGUCAGGUGUAUUUAUUAUUAUGAGGUUUAAUAGAUUUUGGACGCACUUAAAAAAAACCAAAAAUAUUUCUCCGCACUUGAUUUCUCAUGCCAGAGCUUUGGUUGAAGGUUUAGAAGCUGAGAAUAAACUACUUUAAUCUCUUCAGCUCGCUCUCACUCUCAUCGCCAAAACACACACACCCGCUCGCCACACAUCUGCCACUGCAGCCCACAUUCAAGGAGCAGUCCUUGCCUCAGACUUCAGGCUUUUUAAUUAACUUUUAUUUUUUUCCCCCCGUCAUCACACUCGGCGACAGAAGUGCCCGGGCUCUCUGAUAUAUAGCACGUCCAUGUCUGCAUGUGCGUUUUGUUCCUUUUUUUUUUUCUAUGGCCGAUGAUUCAUAGCUGUCUGCUUCAGUUUCUUAUUCAGUCUCAGCUACAUCUCAGAAAGACAAAAAUGAGCUGGAGUGAUGAAUGGUUUUUUUGUUUGUUUUUGUAGUUGUUUGCAUGCAAAUGAAACUAUUUGCUUUUUAUUUCUCAUCACAAAUGUUUCUAUACGUGUACAUAUUGGGAUUAGGUUUCGUUUAGGAUUAGCUGUUCUCUCGGUUCGGUUUAAAUGUUGGUGUACAGUUUGUUCUGGAUUCCCCUACUGAAUAGUUGGUGCCUUAAAUGGGCUGAGCAAUGCACAAGCUUAGGAACUUAAAACUAUUAAUAUCAUUAAAGAGGAGGACCGACUGGUUCUUUAAUAUGUAUUUCAUCUCCAUAUUUAAGAUUUGCUGUUAUCAAAGCAUUAGAGUUGACAAAAGGUUGAUUGUCAUGCCUUAUACGUUUUAAAAGAAGGACACAUGUAACAAGUUGGUUACUGAGAGAAUUGCAAUAAGCAAAGUUUCACUGGGAAUUUAGUCAAGCCAGAUUCAUAGAAAAUAUUAUUGUCCUGUAAAUAUGCUGGCUCUUUUAUCAUUAUUAUUAUUAUUAUUGAAGAAUCUUAUUUUUUGUAUGAGGUCUGUAAUUUUCUGAGUAUUAGUUUAUCUUUCGAGCAUUGAGGAGCUUGUCUCAUGAUAACAUAGGCGGCGAUCCUGUUUUCACUGCAUUUUGUAUUUGUUCUUGAGAGUUUGUGACCAAUUAUUUUGUACAUUGUCAUUUGAAUGAUUGAUGUCUCACAUGAAUCGGAGAUGGAAGUUUGAUAGAUUGUAUUAUGUUCCUUUGUUUGCAAUAAAAACCACCAUUAUUGCACUCAAUUGUGUCCUGGGAUUCUGUUUUUGCAAAGGAUUUUAAAUUCUUUUACUUUAAUUAUCUUGCAUAGAGGUUUCCCUUAUCAAAUUAAAGCCUGUCAGUAAGACACAAGACUAGUACAAUAGCCUUGCAAACCUUACAGUUAAGUCCGAAUGAGAUGUGAUGGGCAUGCAGACUUUCAGCUUUAAUUCAGUAGUUUCACAAAAAUGUUGCAGUAUGUUGGCUACACCAAAAGUUUAAAGGUUUCUUUAGCUUUUUUUAGUCUAAUUAUGGCUUAUUUCACUUGCAUGCAGUUUGGAGCUCAUAUUGAAAAUUCUUGUUAAAAGAUAACAAAUGCAAGUUCAACAGUUCUUAAUGUCUUGAUGCAUG